This is a messenger RNA of Magallana angulata, 1258 nucleotides long. RefSeq names its product cyclin-C-like. Gene Ontology annotation, biological process: positive regulation of transcription by RNA polymerase II. Lineage: Eukaryota; Metazoa; Mollusca; Bivalvia; Ostreida; Ostreidae. The transcript has 11 exons. The coding region runs from base 127 to 978 and encodes 283 amino acids. Gene Ontology annotation, cellular component: mediator complex; nucleus. Gene Ontology annotation, molecular function: cyclin-dependent protein serine/threonine kinase regulator activity. The record is from RefSeq and is a predicted model, not a curated record.
GGUGUUGAAAUUUGGAUUUUCAAUGAAUGAACAAAAAAUUACCGAUGGUGUUUAGCUUUAUUUUUCUAAAAUACACUGAUAGGAAUGGAAAUUUUUGCUGACAUAGGUUUAUGAAGUAAUACAAAUAUGGCAGGGAAUUUCUGGCAAAGCUCUCAGUAUCAGCAGUGGUUAUUUGAUAAACAGGAUUUGAUGAGAGAAAGACAGCCAGAUUUAAAAAUUCUAAACUCUGAAGAGGAUUACCACAAAAUUCUAAUAUUUUUUGCAAACUUUAUACAGUCCCUAGGGGAACAAUUAAAACUACGACAACAAGUCAUAGCCACUGCCACAGUUUACUUCAAGAGAUUCUAUGCAAGGAAUUCUCUGAAAUGCAUAGAUCCAUGGUUAAUGGCACCCACUUGCGUCUUCCUCGCUUCAAAAGUAGAGGAAUUUGGAGUCAUUUCAAACAGUCGAUUAAUGACAACUUGCCAAACAGUUGUGAAGAACAAGUUUUCUCAUGCAUAUCCUCAGGAAUACCCUUACAGAAUCAAUAGUGUUUUGGAGUGUGAAUUCUUUUUACUGGAAAUGAUGGACUGCUGCCUUGUUCUCUAUCAUCCAUACAGGCCUCUGACAGAAUACUUCAAAGAGCUGGCUCAUGAGGACUCACUGUAUCCUCUUGCUUGGAGGAUAAUAAACGACAGCUUGAGAACAGAUGUUUGUCUCCUGUAUCCACCCUAUCUCAUCGCUUUAGCCUGUCUCCAUAUUGCCAGUGUAAUACAGCAGAAGGAUCUGAAACAAUGGCUGGCCGAGUGCAGUGUAGAUAUGGACAAGAUCUUGGAAAUAUCCAGACAGAUUUUAGCAUUGUAUGAAUUGUGGAAAAAUUAUGAUGAAAAGAAAGAAAUAUCAGGGAUUCUAGAGAAAAUGCCUAAACCCAAAACAACUCCGUCAUCGCCACCAGAUGUCGCUGCUCAGCAACAGGGCAAUCAGCCAAAUGUUGUAUAAUGAGGAAACACAUAAUGGGGAAGUUCACAGAUUUCUGCUCAAGUUUUCAGAAGACGGAGCAGAAUUAAAAAGAAUUUAAACUGUUGCCAAGCAACACCAUCCAAAUUUUUAUUUUUUAAUUGAUUUACUUUAUUUUAAGUAAUUGGAAAUUAAUGAAUUCAAAAUGAAGUAAACAAAAGUCAAAGGACUAAUACAUUUCAUUAAAGUAGAGUUUCAAACUUGACGUGUGUUUAAAUUAUGUACACAUUUUCAUGUAAUAAUAAAGCCGAAUGUAAUAUGU